AUGUCAGACGACAUGGAGAAAGAAAUGGAUAGGCUGCUAGAAGAAGAUGUUGCACGGGACACCAAAAUGGACGAGGUGCAGCAAGAAUUGGCGCAGCUCAGAGCAGAAGUGCUACAGCUAACGCAACAGAACCAGCAGCAGGUCCACAGAGCAUUUCGUUUGCUCAGUGCUAAUAACAUAUCGUCAGUCGCCGCACUACCACCUAUUGAGUUUGAUGCUGUCAGUGCAGCUCAAGAGAAACGCUGUCGAGAACGAGCUCCACCAAGCUAUGAUGCCACCCAUGCCAACACGGGACAACCACCAGAGAGCAAAGCGGAUGGAAUCGCAUGUCAAGCUAAAGUAGCUUACGAUGUCAAAGUCUGUCUCGGAAAACUGCGUGCAGCUAGAAAAUUUAACACGGUCCGCAAACCCUAACAGACCGCAGACUCUGCCGUAUUUGCAAAAGGCCAGGGCACUUUCAAAGAUGACAGGGAUAGGCAACGGAAUGAGCAAAGAUUUGCGGAAAAUGUCCAGUCGGUAGGGUUUACUAAGAAAUCCGUGGUGGGUACAGGAUCCCAGGUAAGCAUUUUGCCAGUGCAAGUGCUGCUGGAUGCAGCCAAGUCGGGUUUUGAUCUAGACGCAGACGUAGAGGAAGUGAAGGCGGAUGACAAGAUAAACAUCUACGAUCCUUCUGGUCGCAAAAUGGCAUUCAAGGGUGCUGUGAGACUCAGCCUUGCACUGCAAGAAGAACGCUCACGACGAGUAGUGUUUUUCGUGAAACGAGGGAACGACAACACAAUCGUGCUGGGGACAAACGUAUUACGUGCAAGGUUGUGCAGGUUACAACCGUUGCUGAAGCCAGUUGCAGAGAUGAAACGGAACUCUGUGAGCGUUCAGACGCUGUGCAGUGAUUCUGAGAAGCGGGCUGUCGCCCCUCAGACCGCUCCUUUUCCAAAGAGUAAUCCAAGGAAAAGUUCAUCAAAAGGCUUCCCGCGUGAAAGGGUGAAGGAAAAGAAACUGGUGGAAAAGGAAGUAGCUAAGCCACUCAGCACUACCAUAGCCGCGAGAGUGUACUUGAAACCGGGUGAAACUAACCAACGCAACGUCAACGUCAACAACACCGCCAACAAGGACGCCACCGCAGUGAAAAUAGAGAAAAGAAAACAUCGAGGAUUCCAAGCGUACUAUGCAAAAGAUGUGAAGCAGAAACGUCACGAAGUUGAAGAUGAAGCAAACAAAUCGCUGUCGGAUGUAAAAGCCUUUUUUGCUAUUCUCGCUUGCUAG
Haemonchus placei is the source of this 1263-nucleotide messenger RNA. The record is from the annotation of a GenBank genome assembly. NCBI's taxonomy places the organism in Eukaryota, Metazoa, Nematoda, Chromadorea, Rhabditida, Trichostrongylidae.